AUGUCUCUAUCCUCAGCAUCAGAAGCCUGCAUGACGCGUAAUCUUGACAUAGAAGCAAUCGCCACCUGGUGCGGCGAGGGACAAGAAAUUCACCCAGAAAACCAGAGGCUCUUAGAACUGAAAACUGAGAUCGAGGCAAAGAAAACUCAACAGCCGUCUGUUAAAAAGGCAGAUAUUGAGAACAACGUGGAAAACAAGUACCACUGUCAGAAAAACUUCAAUCGGCUAAACCUCGAUAUUGCCAAAAAAGUAGGGAACAAAAAGAACGUAGGCGCUCAGUAUCUCAUCCUUGGUGAUAAGUAUUCGGAGCUCAGCGACUUUGAAAAGGCAAUAGACUAUUACAAACAAUUUUUGGGUUGUUGCAAAGAAUUGGAAGACCGCAUUGGCGAGGGGGAUGCGUAUUGCAAACUUGGGGACGCUUACAGCAGCGUUGGCCAGGUUGACCAAUCUAAGGAGUUCUACGAGCUUUAUUUAAGAAUUUCUAGAGAACUGGGUAACAUGGAAGGGGAAUGUCAAGCCUAUAGAAGACUCAGUAGUGUUUUUCAGUACCUCAGUGGUUAUGAACAAGCUGUAGAAUACCAAGAGCAACACUUGAUUAUUGCCAAGAGGUUGGGAGAUAGAUCACAAGAGGGCUUUGCGUAUGGACAACUUGGCAGUAUUUUCCAUAGCCUUGGUGAAGUAGAAAAAGCCAAAGAAUAUUACUACAAACAACUAUCGAUUAUCAGUGAAAUUGGCAAUAGGAAUGAAUUGAUAAAGGCGUAUGGAAACUUAGGGAGAGUCCAUCACAGUCUGCACGAGUUCAAAAAAGCCAUAGAAUAUCAUGAAAGACAACUGAGUAUUGCUAAAACGGAGAGAAGGAGAACCGAUGAAGCUCGUGCGAAAUAUGAACUAGGUCGUAAUUUCGAAUCACUUGAAUCCUUAACAGAGGCUGCGCAAUAUUACAGGUCAAGCGCGGAGCUUUUUGAAGAGAUACGAGCUCAUCUUCCUCGAAAAAAGAACAGUUUCUUCCAAGAUGAAUGGAAGAUCAACUUUUUCGAUGUGCAACAAUGUGUGAACACUGCCCUAUGUAGAACACUACUUAAACUAAAUAAGGUUUCAGAGGCUCUUGUCGCGGCGGAAAAUGGACGUGCCCAAUCUCUGUUGUAUUACGACUUGAUGACGACAAAAUAUACAUCUGGCUGCUUCUUCCCGCGAAAGCAGGACAAAAGGUUCAGUUUGUCAAGAGGACAAUAG
Pocillopora damicornis (cauliflower coral) is the source of this 1233-nucleotide messenger RNA. RefSeq lists its product as uncharacterized. Lineage: Eukaryota; Metazoa; Cnidaria; Anthozoa; Scleractinia; Pocilloporidae. The record is from RefSeq and is a predicted model, not a curated record. Gene Ontology annotation, molecular function: protein binding.